GCAUCAGGAUAGCGCGUAAAGUGGAGCCCCGGGGGGCGUGCCCCAAUGUCUGUGUCCCAGGGCACCAGCGGAGAGGCCCUGCGAGGAGAAGACGGAUUCAACAUGCUUGCUCCGAGCCAGGUUUCAUCAACCUUCUGGGCAUCCUUGAACCGGCCUGCCCUGCUGCCCGGCGGCCGGCGACCAAGCCCUACCGGUGCACGGAGUGUGAUAAGAGCUUUGGCCAGAGCUCUGUGCUGAUCGAGCACAUGCGGAUCCACACGGGCGAGCGCCCCUUUGUCUGCGGCCAGUGCGCGCACCCACACGGGCGAGAAGCCCUACCAGUGCCCCGAGUGCGGCAAGCGCUUCAGCGUCAGCUCCUACCUCCUCACCCACCCCCCCGCCCCGAGUGCGGCAAGCGCUUCAGCCGCACCUCCAACCUGGUGAAGCACCUGCGCACCCACACGGGCGAGAAGCCCUACGGCUGCCGGGAGUGCGGCAAGCGCUUCAGCCUCAGCUCCAAUCUCAUCAAGCACGAGCGCACCCACACCGGGGAGAAGCCCUUCGCCUGCGGCGAGUGCGGCAAGCGCUUCAAGAAGAAGACCCACCUGGUGUCCCACCACCGCACCCACACCGGGGAGCGGCCCUACGAGUGCACCGAGUGCGGCAAGCGCUUCAGCCAGAGCUCCACCCUCAUCGAGCACCAGCGCAUCCACACCGGCGAGAAGCAGUGCUUCUGCGUCAGCUCCAACCUCAUCAAGCACCAGCGCACCCACCUGGGCGAGAAGCCCUACAAGUGCCCCGACUGCGGCAAGGGCUUCAUCCAGAAGUCGGACCUGACCAAGCACCGGCGCAUGCACACCGGCGAGAAGCCCUACAAUUCAGAUGAGGAAAAUCCCAUAAAGAAGGGACAGCUCUGUCUAGGAUCAGCCCCCAGUGAUCAAGGUCCUUCACCCCUCUGCCAUCCCCUUUCUCCCUGGUGCAGGGAAGGAAUUCCAGUCCCCAGCCGUCGAGCAGGAUCCCAUUGUGCUCGGUGCUGUACGUUAUUUAUUCGGUGUGUCACGGUCACACCCAGGAGCCCACUUAUGCAUCAGGAUCUCGGUGUAGCUGAGAGAGGCAGCAUCAGGAUAGCGCGUAAAGUGGAGCCCCGGGGGGCGUGCCCCAAUGUCUGUGUCCCAGGGCACCAGCGGAGAGGCCCUGCGAGGAGAAGACGGAUUCAACAUGCUUGCUCCGAGCCAGGUUUCAUCAACCUUCUGGGCAUCCUUGAACCGGCCUGCCCUGCUGCCCGGCGGCCGGCGACCAAGCCCUACCGGUGCACGGAGUGUGAUAAGAGCUUUGGCCAGAGCUCUGUGCUGAUCGAGCACAUGCGGAUCCACACGGGCGAGCGCCCCUUUGUCUGCGGCCAGUGCGGCAAGCGCUUCAGCCAGAGCUCCACCCUCAUCGAGCACCAGCGCAUCCACACCGGCGAGAAGCCCUUCCGCUGCCCCGACUGCGGGCGUGGCUUUUACGUCAACUCCAAACUGGUCAAGCACCGGCGCAUCCACACUGGGGAGAAGCCCUACGGCUGCAGCGUCUGUGGGAAGAGCUUCCGCUAUAAGCAGCAAUUCACCCGCCACCAGAAGCUGCACCAAGGAGAGGAACCGGUGGCCGUCCUGACACUGGGGGGGGUUAACGUCCUCCUGACUUAGGACGGGAAUUCCUUGAACCUCCUGCAUUGGAGCACUGGAAUUCCUCGACUAGAUUUCCUGCAGCUGUGGGAGUGGGAUCUAGUGGUUAGGGUGGGGGUAGGGACUGGCAAUCAGGACUCCAUGGCUUUGGAAGGGGAGUGGAAUUUAGUGGGUAGAGCAAAGGGGGACAGGACUCCUAGGUUUUCUUUCUGGAUCUGGUAAGGAGGCAGAGUAUCAGUCUGGAGUCCUAGGUUCUACCCUGAACUCUAGGAGGGGAGCGAGAUAGAACAGGGUGGCUGGCAGUGGAGACUCCGGGGUUCGGUUCCUAGUGAGAGGUUGGGGAGGGGGGUCUAGUGGCUUAGUGAAAGGAGUCAGCGCUCUGGAGUUGUGUUCCCAGCAAGUUGCUCCCAGCCUGAGAGAUACUACUUUAGCAUGUUUGAACCUUUCCCAGAGCCAGACUGCUCUGGGGUGCCCCUCCUGUCUAGGGCAGCUGGUUAUAUACAACUGUUCAGUACUCUCCUGUUGGGAUCAGAGCUCCCAAGCAGAGAGCCUACUGGUUAGUUAUUGCCACACUAAAUUUAAGUGAAGCCUACUCGAAAUAACUUUCUGCAAUUGAGAACCCUUCCGUUCUAGAGACUAACAGACUGUAGACUCUGAACAGUACCAAAGGCAGUGUUCUUGGAAUUUUGACUGUGUUAUAUCGCCUUGUGUAUGCUAGUUCUGUGUUUGUGUAUUGGGAACAAUACCAGCCCUGCUCUGCUCUGGUGCUAUGGUGGAGAUUUAUAAGUAGUUGAAGGAAGGAGUGGGUAGAAUUCAAAUCUAAACUCCCCACCUCAGUAUUAACCUCAUCGCACCAAGUCAUUGUAGCAGGUUCCAUCCAUUGCAGCAGAAGAGAGAGGGCUUAUCUGCAUUGGGAAACAGAAGCUACUGCAGUCAUGGGUGGGUUCUCUCUUCUGGGAGAAGAGGGAUUUGAUUCCUGCGUAAGUGCUCUGUUUCAUAAGCUCACUAAUUAUCCCAGAGGAGAGUGGCCACAUGGGGAACUUGUUCCACAUCAAUUUUGGUCAGUGUCCCCAUCUAGACAAGCGCCCAAAAGAGAACUGGAGGCCGGUAUUCUCCUCUAGGGGUGGGGAAUGUGGUCUAGUGAGAGCAGGAAGGACUGAGAAUCAGGUCUCCUGGGUUGUUUCUGUGUCUGCUGCUGACCAUAAGCAGGCAAGUAAUUUCUUCACUCUGUUUUCCCCCCUCUUAAAUAGGGUGAUAACACUACUGACCUGAGUAUUUUCAGUUAAUAUUUAAAAGCAUGGUAUAAGUAUUAAUACUGUAAAUAGACCUGCCACUAGAGGGCAUUAAGUACACUACAUGAAUGAAUUAUGAUAUAAUUUGGGGACUGUAGACAGAGAUUCAAAUUACUACCUCCUUGUAACUGAGGCUGUGGUGGAUAAAGAUGCGUAUCCCUAGUGUUACAUGCUGUCCAGUGUUGCUUGGCCAAGUGUUAUGCUCAAAUGGGCCAUUGUUGAGUGGUCAUGUAGUAAAGGAUUGUAUUGUAUAUUCUAGUAAUACUGGGCGAUAGCCUUAGAUCACCCUAAUUCUGUUUUGUGAAUUUAGCAGGUUUUAGGGUUUUUUUUAAUUUAAAUGUAAUCCAAACAGAUAUUCUGGUCAUUAGUCAAACUACACCCAUGGGCUAUUGGCAAUUCAAAUCAAAGGGCUAAAGUAAAUCCUUACAGUAAUAUCAGAGAUUAACUUGAGCUGUCAGUACUAGUCAUGCUCAUAUGCUGUUGGCUGGUCCAUGGAGAGAAGGCAACAAUGUUGUGCUCAUACUUGAGUCAUUAUGAUGGAAUCCCGUUGGAUGUUGUCAUGUUUGGAAGGGGAAGGAACCUAGGAUGGCUCCUCCCUGUCUGUGGUUGUCUUGUGUUGACUGACUGUACGGGUGCGCGGGUGAUGUUUCCUUUGACGUAAAACCCCAAUAAAUCACA
Messenger RNA from Pelodiscus sinensis (Chinese soft-shelled turtle), 3613 nucleotides. The record is from RefSeq and is a predicted model, not a curated record. Lineage: Eukaryota; Metazoa; Chordata; Testudines; Trionychidae.